Messenger RNA from Daktulosphaira vitifoliae (grape phylloxera), 1021 nucleotides. RefSeq lists its product as uncharacterized. The transcript has 5 exons. The record is from RefSeq and is a predicted model, not a curated record. Lineage: Eukaryota; Metazoa; Arthropoda; Insecta; Hemiptera; Phylloxeridae. Bases 106 to 954 code for a protein of 282 amino acids.
AAAUACAUUUACAAAAUUAAAUGUGUUACAUUUACAAAAGAGACAAAUUACAGAAUAUCAUAAAAAACUUAUAAGUUCACUUCAAAAUAAUUCUAAAGAGAUAUAAUGUUUUCAAAAUGUAUGAUGCUUUUAUGCGUGAGUAAUUUGAUUAAGCUGAUAUUGUCAAAUGAGACAAUAGAAUAUUUAACACGUGUUAAGAUGAAUGAUAAAACAGAAAUGGACUAUUAUGCAGUCAAAUUAAAUUUUAAAUUUAAAUUCAAUUUAGUUGAUAAAGAGUGGAGAAAAAACAAAUGUGAAAGUUUGGGAUAUACGUUUAAAAAAGAUAUGCCAUUUGUGUUACCUUAUUUUCAAACUUACAAAUAUCAAGAUUUAUACAAAGUAUUGUCUGACCUAAUAUGUGGAGAUACAAAAUUUAGUACAUCACUACAAAAAAACAUUUGUUCAAGCAUAAAUACAAAUGAUGACAUUAAUAAACUUUUUCGUGAUGAAGAAUCUUUAAAUGAAUAUUUAAAUCAUAAUAUAACAUUUGUAAAUCCAGUUAAAGCUGAAGAAUGUCCAAUUUGUUUCAAUAAACCUGAUGUACUUGUUAUUUUGAAUAAAUGCCGUCACUGUUUAUGUAAAAACUGUGCUGAUACACUACUAAUUAGAGAUGAAAAUAAAUGCCCACUUUGUAGAAAAGAUUUUAGCUAUUACACAGACAACGUCGAAGGUAAUGUAAUUAGUUCAUGUAGUGUGGUAGAAUAUUUUGCUGCAGCAUAUUAUCUGGAUACAUGCAUCUUUUUAUAUUAUAAUGAAAAUAAAUGGAUGUUAUUUGACAAGAACGGGCUCAAAUACUCUGAAGAAGAUAUGGACGGCAAAAAGUGUAUUUAUCUCUUCCUAAAUAAGUAUAAUAAAACUAUUGGAGUUAUCGCUGAAACAGAAGAACUAUCUAAUUUUAGAGAUAAUUUAUAUUAAAAAUGGUUUAAAGAAGAUAAAUGUUAUACAGUUAAUAAUAUUGAAAAAAAAAAUUAUAUCUCAUUAA